GUCAUUUAGCCAUCUCAAAGAUGAGACGAUUAAAAUAUAGUUAUGACUACCACAAUUUUUGAGAAAACCUGUGCGUCCAAUGGGCCUGGAAAGCAAGACUACAAUUUACACGUCUGUUGCACCUGAUUUAUGACUGUGGAUGACUUGAUAUUCUUCCUAGUGGCAUAUCUAAGAUUCCGGGGGUAAAGUAAGCAGUUCUUUUCACUAUU
Molecule: messenger RNA, 209 nt
Organism: Acanthoscelides obtectus
Lineage: Eukaryota; Metazoa; Arthropoda; Insecta; Coleoptera; Chrysomelidae
Source: the annotation of a GenBank genome assembly